AAAUAUGUGAUAAAGAUGCUUCAACUCUUAAUGAUGAAUUGGAAAUUGAUGAAGAAAUACUUAAUGAUGGUGAUGAUGAUUUACCAAUAUUAAAUGAAACACAAUGGUCAGGAGUAGUUGAAGAAUGGGCUAAUUUAUUGAAUGAUGAAAAUUUAGAAGAAGAAAUUAAUGUUAGAAGAGUUGAAAGUGAAAGUUCAGACGAUGAUGAUGAAAUUUUACCAGAAGAUUCAAAGGCGAAAUGGAAAUUAGAAAAUUU
Messenger RNA from Funneliformis mosseae, 256 nucleotides. NCBI's taxonomy places the organism in Eukaryota, Fungi, Glomeromycota, Glomeromycetes, Glomerales, Glomeraceae. The record is from the annotation of a GenBank genome assembly.